Messenger RNA from Bufo bufo (common toad), 1741 nucleotides. It is a transcript of the gene CCDC65, whose product is annotated as coiled-coil domain containing 65. The transcript is spliced from 9 exons. Gene Ontology annotation, cellular component: axoneme; axonemal dynein complex. The record is from RefSeq and is a predicted model, not a curated record. Gene Ontology annotation, biological process: axonemal dynein complex assembly; cilium-dependent cell motility; regulation of cilium movement. The coding region runs from base 64 to 1569 and encodes 501 amino acids. NCBI's taxonomy places the organism in Eukaryota, Metazoa, Chordata, Amphibia, Anura, Bufonidae.
AAUGCCUUGUUGCUAGGAGACGGAGGAAACUUCGCAGAAGCGCUUGGGACAGAUAAUACCACCAUGCCGAAGAAAGGUAGAAAAAAGUCUGGCAGGUUAAGCCGUAUGACUGAAGAGGAGAGGUUACUCUACAUGCAACAGAAGAUGAUGGCAGAGGAGGAACAGAAUAAAAAGAAGGAAGACAUGUUGAUGCAGUUCCUAAAGGACAAACUUGCUAAAGAGGAACAAAACAGCAAAAUUAAUAUGAACAAGCUGAAUGUACAAUGGCGUGCAGUACUGCGGGAGGUGAAGGCCACGGAGCUGCGCAGAGAUAUAGAGAUUCUCCAUCAGACAUUUGAAAGAGUUGUGGACUGCAAGGACCACGUCAUCAAGUCUCUAAUAAAAGACAUUGAUGAAGCGGAGGAGCAGUACACGCAUGCUCUGCGCAGUCACCUCCAGAACAUUGACCAGUUAUUGGAGCUGCAGAGAGAGCGCCUUGAUCUGCUGCAGGAGGAGUAUCAACAGGAGCUGGACACUAUACAGAAGGAGUUUGAUACGGAGAGGAAGAUGAUCAUUGAGCAGAGUGAGAAGGAGAUGUCAUUUCUACAGAACGUGAUGCUGACUAUGGAACAGAAUACGCUUGAAAGUGAGAAUGAGGGGAAACAAGAAUUUCAGAGUAUGAGGGAUGAGAUCAAAAACAAGAGUUUAGAGGAGAAACAUUCCCUUCGUGUACUUCUGGAGGGAACAGUGGAGGACCUGUGGAAACAGUUCCAGCAAGCCUUGAAUAACUACACAAAGGCCACCGAGGACCGCAAAAUUGCGUUUGAAACGUUAAAAGCAAAAGAUGAAACAAGUGCUGAAGAAAUUGCUUACCAGAUGAAAAAGCUUCAGAAGAUUCAGGAAACUAUUACAACCUUGAGGAAUAAGAUUGCAACUCAUGCUCGUGAAAGUGAUGAGCAGAACCGACAACUACGGGAGGAUAAGGAAGUGGUGCACAAGCAGUUCCAGAAGCUAAAAGGCCAGAUGAACCAAGCAAGAGCUGCAGAGCAUAGUCACCUGACCACUCUGACUGUGCAGAGCAAUGCUGCGCUAAAGCAGCUUAAUAGAGUUAUAGAGAAGGGAGAGCAGGUUCUCCGCUUGUCAGAAAUGUGUCGUAAGCUGGAAACCGAAGAAGAGAAAGUGCUGCCGUUCUACCCAUCUUCCUUAAGUGAUGCAGAGAGGGAGGAGGCUGAGAGAGUCAACAUGGAGAAACCUUCUGAGCAGCUGGCACAGCUGAUGUUGGACUACACCGCACUGGACCAGUUCUGGAAACGGUACAACAAGGUUCUCCUUGAACGCUGGGCACUUGAUCGUGAGAAGACUGUCCUUUCUCAGGAUAACCAGAAGCUGCGGGUUUUGCUGAAGCAGUACCUGGAUGGCAUCUCUGUGAGCGAUGAGGUCCUUACCCAACACAACUCCCUACUAAUUCUCAACAACCGCAGCAACUUGUCCCAGAAAGUUGCCCCACAAGUUCCUGUUACUGACAAGAGGGUUCAGCGCCCUGUCCAUAACAUCAUCGAAGCUGCUCAUGUGGUCAGCCGUACACUGUGACCAGACUUGUGCUUUUAACUAACUUUAUACUGGGAGUGGGCAUCUGAGGUAGAAUAUAUAUAAACCUGUUCGCCUUUACAAUGGUGUGAUUCAUAAAAGAUCUGUAAAGCUGUACAAAUCCCAGGUAUAUUGGUACUCUCUUUCCAGAAAACCAUUGCAAAUAAAAACAAUG